Lathyrus oleraceus (garden pea) is the source of this 777-nucleotide messenger RNA. RefSeq lists its product as uncharacterized. Lineage: Eukaryota; Viridiplantae; Streptophyta; Magnoliopsida; Fabales; Fabaceae. The transcript has a single exon. The record is from RefSeq and is a predicted model, not a curated record. The coding region runs from base 1 to 777 and encodes 258 amino acids.
AUGCUUGAUCACAUCAUACCACCUAUUGACGAGCAAGCUCGUGCUGAGGCAGCCACCGUCAAAGCCAAUGAUCCCGACCUUUGGAAUCGUCUAGAUGUCGUUGUGUUGCAAUGGAUGUAUGCAACUGUCACACAAGAUAUACUCCAUUAUGUUCUUGUGAUUAACGACACCGCCGAACUAUGUUGGAAUCGUAUCGCCGCUAUGUUCAAUGAUAACAUGCACUCACGGGCCGUUCAACUUGAAAACCAGUUUAGUAAUACCAAUCUGGCAUAUUUUUCCUCCACCAAAGCCUAUUGCAACCGUCUCAAGCUCCUCUCCGAUCAACUCGCAAACGUUGAUUCUCCAGUCACAAAUACUUGUUUGGUAUUAAAAAUGAUCUCCGGUCUCACCGAGGCUUAUGACGGGUUCGUAACUUACAUCCAACAACACGGUCCUCUUCCAACCUUUGCAACCACAAAAUCAAGACUUGAACUUGAAGAAUCUACGAUGCUUCAGCGAGCCGCUCGUGACUCUGGCUCUUCCUCCACUCCGGAGGCACUCAUGGCCAAAACUCCACUGCCAAAUGAUGAUGUCCCUCGCCAUUCCUCUCCUGGUUACACUUAUCAAAACCGUAACCCACCAUCCAACACCUCUCGCGGAAACCGAGGCAAAAAGAACAACUGCAACAACGGUGGCCGGAACUACGGGACGGGCGAUCGGAUAGGUCCCAAUCAUUUCAACGACGGGGGUCGUGGUCAGGGUCAACAACAAUGGCAACAAUGGAUUCCAUGGCAAUAA